Fusarium keratoplasticum is the source of this 1908-nucleotide messenger RNA. RefSeq lists its product as uncharacterized. The transcript has a single exon. The record is from RefSeq and is a predicted model, not a curated record. Gene Ontology annotation, molecular function: chloride channel activity. Lineage: Eukaryota; Fungi; Ascomycota; Sordariomycetes; Hypocreales; Nectriaceae. The coding region runs from base 412 to 1908 and encodes 498 amino acids.
GGUUGCUCCUUCUCAUUCUCUUUUCCCGACGAGCUUCAUCCCGCAUCGGACGACGAAGCGACCCCGUUCUUUCCUUUGCUCACUCCCCUUUGUCCCUCAUUCAUUAGGACCUGGAGCCCCUUCCCUUGCGCUUGCAUCCUUCGUCUGAUCUCCUUCUUUUUCUUCGUUCGAUCAACCUUAUUUCCUUUAGCUCCUGCUCUCCCUCUCGACCAUCACCUCUCUUUCCUCGUUUCACUUUAUUACGACCUUGAUUCUUUUUCCUUCUUCUCACCUCAGCGCCCAGACUUUCAGCCGAGUCUCUGCAUUGCAUUGCCUGCUGGCAGGAUCACCACUUUCGCUCUCCAGUAUCCGAAUCACCAAACAAGCACAGCACAGCACACUCACUCGCAAACAAGCGACCCCUUCCACAUCAUGGGUGACUCCUACUCAGCCGGUUCUGGCGCUACGGUCGUCAACCGACCGACAAUAGAUACCAGCAACCUCAACAACGAGAAGCCUCAGUCCCCUAGCAUUGAUCCUUCACGCCUCCACAGCAUGGACGCCGACCCCAAGCGUCUCCAGAGCCUUGAGAUCCCUCUCGAGCACUCUCGCUCACCUCCAUCGCCCAACAUCGCUGUCAACCCAGCUCUCUUCCGCAAGCAGACCUCACUCGAUCUCGACGACUACUUUACCGGUCCUCGUGAUAUCCAAAAGCAUUCGAAAUGGCCACUCAUCAUGCAGAUGCAUGGCUCCAUUCUGCCUAAGCUGAUUGUGCCUCUGGUCAUUGUUGGUGGUUGGGCGACCGUCAUCACUGUCAUUUCCGAGCGGGUCCAUAAGCUGGGAAUUGACUCGGUUCUGCUUACUGUUCUGGGUUUCCUCGUCGGUCUGAGCUUGUCGUUCCGCUCUUCGACUGCGUACGAGCGAUAUGCAGAGGGUCGCCGUUACUGGGGCAUGCUUACCAUGGCCUCUCAGACGCUUGGCCGUGUCUUCUGGAUUCACGCUAAAGACCCCGAGGAUCAGGACCCUCGCGAGAUUACCCUCAAGAAGAUUGGUGCCAUGAACCUCAUUGUCGCCUUCGCCGUCUCUCUCAAGCACGCUCUGCGAUUCGAGCCUUACAGCGCCUAUCCGGAUCUUGAGCACCUCAUUGGUCACCUCAACACAUUUGCCAAGGAGGCCACGGCAUGCGACCCUGAUGCCAACUCCAUCAAGAAGAAGAACAUCUUCAAGUCGACCGGAGAAUACCUCGGUGUCUCUUUCGCCACGAGCAACCCUCGCAAGGCUCUUAAGAAAACCAGCCAGCCUCUUGGCAACCUCCCCCUCGAGAUUCUCAGCCAUCUUGCUGUCACCCUUGACAAGAUGAUUGCCAACGGACAGCUCGACGUUCCCAUGCAGCAGACAAUUGCCUACAACCACCUCACAAUGAUGAACGAUGUUCUGGUUGGCUGCGAGCGUGUCACCAACACUCCUCUCCCGAUUGCCUACACGAUUGCUAUCAGCCAGAUCACCUUUGUCUACGUCAUGCUACUCCCCUUCCAGCUCGUCAAGCCCCUCCACUGGGCCGCCAUUCCCGCUACCAUUGCCGCCGGCUACAUCAUCUUUGGUCUUCUCUUUAUCGGCCAGGAGAUUGAGAACCCCUUUGGACACGAUGUCAACGAUCUGCCUCUCGAAAUCUAUUGCGACCAGAUUGCUUCUGACUUGGAUAUCAUUGCGUCUCAUGAUAAGCGCGAGCCGGAUGCAUUCCUUCUCAGUCACCAGAACAUGCCUCUGUACCCUGUCAGCCUUGCUUCUGCCCGCACUUGGAUGAAGCGCAGCGAUGAGCAUCUCCGAAAUGCUAUCAAGGACAAGCCCAGGACCGUCUUUGAGUGGCGCAAGAAGAAGGCGACUGGCGAAUCGCUCAGCAACGAGAUGCGCGGCGAUGACAACGUCUAA